Molecule: messenger RNA, 372 nt
Organism: Cylicostephanus goldi
Lineage: Eukaryota; Metazoa; Nematoda; Chromadorea; Rhabditida; Strongylidae
Source: the annotation of a GenBank genome assembly
ACACACCGCGUGAUGGUAUUCUUCAUCAUAUCUUCUUCAUCCAAAAAUGAUCUACGUCAUCUGCAAAAAGAGCAGGAAGAGCACAACGAUUUGAUUGUCACGGACUUACACGAAACUUACGAGAAUUUAUACCUCAAAGUUAACCCAAUCGUAUUUUUGCUCGAAACGACUUCCAAGGUCUACGCGUCUAUGGUCUUCCAUCAACAUUACUGUCCAUCAGCGCAUUUCCUCAUGAAAGUCGACGACGAUGUUGCGCUCCAUCUUGAUCGUAUGAUUAAUUCAUGGAAAAGGGAUUAUAAAUCUGAUCGCUCCAUUUUCUGCCGAGUUUGGAAAGAAGCGGAAGUGGAUAGAAACAUCAGCAGCAAAUUGUAA